Messenger RNA from Parnassius apollo (apollo), 312 nucleotides. The record is from the annotation of a GenBank genome assembly. NCBI's taxonomy places the organism in Eukaryota, Metazoa, Arthropoda, Insecta, Lepidoptera, Papilionidae.
AUGGAAGCUCUUUACCACCGUGUGAACGUGAGCUCUCAGCAAUUUAUACAUCCGCAUUAUAUUUAUAGCAUUUGGAAAAAGGCUCAUAAAAAAUGUUCAGUAUUAGUAGAUCCACCGGAGUACGGCUGGAUUGAAGAAAAUAAUACGUAUAUAUUUAAAUGGUUUAAUGGAGAUCAGUUGCCCAGUUUUAUGAACGAAUUAGUCACAAAUCCACCAGAAAUAAUUCCGUCUGACGAUGAGAAUGUAGAUUUCGAUGGGAUUGAUGCAUCUGACGAUGAACCUGAAGGCUACUAUUCAGAUAGUCAAGGAUGA